AUGGCUAGUGAAGGUAUAUUGAGGCAUAUUCCCUCAGGCUAUAGUCCACCUCUGGACCAUGCAGCUUUUUCACUUCUGGCGUUGUCAGAACACUUCCGUACGAUGGAACCACCGAAAUAUAAAAUGGCUAUCAAGUGUGCAAGAGCAUGUUUCAAAACACCAAUGUCACGUGAAAUGAAUGCUUUCGCACAUUUGCAACUUGGCAAACUUUAUUUUUAUUAUACAGUCAACACUGAAUUAGCGAAAUUCAGCUUGGAGCAAGCGUAUCAUUAUUUGAAAGAGUUGAAUAUGGAUUUUGCUGAGCAACGAGUUGAAGCAGCAUGUUUGAUAGCUGAAUGUUAUUUGCAACUACGAAUUUAUGAACCUGUCAAACAAUUAUUACGACAAGAAUCGCAACAUUCGCGCACAUUUCCAAUUCUUCACGCACGUCUUCUCUUCUUGCUUGCGGAGAUUCAUCGAGCACUGAAUGAUUAUGGUAGUGCGUGUGAAAUAAUGGAUGCCGGUGUAACAAUAUUUCAGCAACUUGGUGAUGCACCCAUGGAAUGUUUCUUUCGUCUCUCUAAUGCAAUGAUAAUAUCCAUUGAUUUGAGUCGAGAAGAGGAAUUGAUGCGUAGUAUAACGAAGAUUGGCGAUGUUUUGUUGACGAUAAAUCAACAGCAUCCUUGUGCAGAUUAUAUAAAAGCAUUUUGCUGUACGGUGCAAAUAUGUUUCUUCAUUUCUGUUGGCAUGUUAAAAAGCACUAAAAGCUGCUUACGUCAUUUGCAAGCACUCGUGCAAACAAUGAAAUCAACAUAUGAUGAAACGCCUUCUGAAUGGCCACUAUUUGAUUGGAUGGGCAAGGAGACUUUAACGGCACUCACUUAUGUACUUACUGUCAUUCAAAGCAUUCAGAACUGUCAAAUUGAUCGAGCACAUAAAUAUCAUACGAUAGCACUACGUCAUAUAAGUGAAAUGCGACGUUUGAUGGCCAAACGGAAUUGGCCAGUUGUACGUCGUGGUGCAUUGGACGCAUUAACAACGUUUGAAAUUAUUUUACUCGAAAAUAUUGCGAAUGCGCAACUCAUACUUGCUAGACCACUUGAGGCGAUCAAUGUGUUGGGUUUCAUGAUUGAAAAAUUGCGUCAAAGUCCUCAUUUGUUUCCUCAUUUUGAAGCUCAAGCGCACACACUUAUGGGAAUGUACUGUUGGUUGAUACGUUUGCCCGAUGAUGCCGAAAGACAAUUUUUGGCUGCUCUAAAAGCCGCAAAAGAUACCGAAUUAUGGACGGUUGUUAAUUUGAGUUUAGCGAUUUUGUAUUUGAUGACAUGCCGAGAGAAUGAGUUUUAUGGUUUGUUUGAACGAAUCACUCCGAAUAAAUUGCAAUCGACAUCACCUCUUCUCAGGGCAUCUGCUCAUUUUGUUCACGCCUUGCAUUCAUUUCUACAUUCAAGACUUCAGGAAGCCAGGAGUCAUUUGACGGACAGUGUGACGAUUGUUCGUGAUGAAGGUGUUCCACGUAUACAAGCAUUAGCCACUUUGUUAUCGUCGAGAUUAAUUGGUAGUGAAGCAACUGAUAUGUUACUAGCUGCCAGCAAUUGGGCCGCGAAGAGUGCCGAUCAAUCGUUAUUCCUUUGGUCGAAUCACCUUAUUUAUGUAAAAACCGACGUUCAGCAUUCCUGUAGUAUAGGUGCUAACAGUGCUAACUCGAAUAAAUGGAUGUAUAAAUUUAUUAUUAUGGAUCAACUGAACGAAAUUGCAGAACUUCAACUACGUUGUGGGAAUGUGGAGCAGGCACAGGUAUUUAAAGCAAAAAUCGAACAACAACAAGAAAAUUUUUCCCGAGGUGUACACGAAGCAAUUAAUACUCAAGCGCAUUCCCUUGUUCAGGUAGGCAUCAUUCACUUCUAUUAG
Anisakis simplex (herring worm) is the source of this 1890-nucleotide messenger RNA. NCBI's taxonomy places the organism in Eukaryota, Metazoa, Nematoda, Chromadorea, Rhabditida, Anisakidae. The record is from the annotation of a GenBank genome assembly.